AUGAUAUUUGUGUCCUGGUCAGAUCAGAACAACAUUCUUAUCUACAGGACGUUUGAAGACUUUAAGAAAUUCCAUAAAGAGCUGAAGAGAAAAUUCCCCACUGAGAGUGGGUCACUGAGGAGUUUGCCCAGGUUUAAAGGAAUAACUAUGCAGCAGAAAAAGGGUGGGAAGCUGAACAGGUGCCUGGAGAUCCUGAAACUGCUGGAAACGUAUUCCCAGGAGCUGCUGAAAACAGAUGUGAAAAUCUCCCGGGGUGAAGAGGUGAAUCAGUUUUUCAAGGCACAGACUCAAGACCUCGAUCCCUCCUUCCCUGAAAACAGUGUGGUGAUCAUGCCAUCAGUGUUCAGAAGGGAGAAGAGCCCCCAGCCCCUCUCCAUCACCCUCCCUCAGGCGUCGCAGAGCUACCGCUGCAUCGAGGCCUUUGAAACCAAAGACACAAAGAACAAACCCUUCACAGUGGCUCAGAAGGAGAUUGUGGAAGUGCUCAUCAAGGACAUGACUGGCUGGUGGCUGGUGGAGAAUGCAGACAAACAGAUAGCCUGGUUCCCAGCCUCGUACCUGGAAGAGCUUGAUGCCUGUGAGGACAUCCAGAAUGCCUUCAGCUCGGACGAGGAGGGCAGCCUGUACUUUGUGGUGCAGGCCUACGAGGCUCAGAAGGCAGACGAGCUCUCGCUGAACCAGGGGGUGGUCGUGGAGGUGCUCAGGACAUCCCACAACGGCUGGUGGCUGAUCCGGUACAACGGCUGCACCGGCUACAUGCCCUCGCUGUGCCUCCGGCCCUACCAGAACCCUCACCACAAGCUGCAGACCAUGCUGAGCUGCGGCCUCCCCGCCUGCACCCCGGGCCUCAGCUCCCCUCAGCCGCGGGGCCCGGCCCGGGCGGAGCACGGCGGCUCUCCCAGCAGCAGAUCCCGCUCUCUGCCGCGGGCCAGCUCCACCCCGGAGCUGGAUUUGGGUUCGGACAGCUCCUCGCUGAGCUCGGCGAGCAGCAGCGCCUGGAAAACCGACUUGUCUCGGUCCCUGCCCGAGGUGGAGCCGGCCAAGAGCUCUCCUGGCCCGAGCCGCGGGCCGGCCACGCACAGCGGCAAAUCCCCACACCUCAGCGCCAGGGACAGGAACGACUCCGGCUUCGUGGAGUCCUCCGCAGCCGAGCUGCCCCUCGCCGACCCUGGGCUGGCCGCGGGUGUCCCCAAGGUGCCAGCCCGUCCCUCCGCCCAGGAGAUCCUGCAGCGGUGCAGCACCGUCACCAAGCGCGCCGUGCAGCAGUCGGCUCCCCGGCCGGCCCUGCCGCUCCCCAGCCGGCAUUAG
This is a messenger RNA of Pyrgilauda ruficollis (rufous-necked snowfinch), 1308 nucleotides long. It is a transcript of the gene NOXO1, whose product is annotated as NADPH oxidase organizer 1. Bases 1 to 1308 code for a protein of 435 amino acids. Gene Ontology annotation, biological process: superoxide anion generation. NCBI's taxonomy places the organism in Eukaryota, Metazoa, Chordata, Aves, Passeriformes, Passeridae. Gene Ontology annotation, molecular function: protein binding; phosphatidylinositol binding; superoxide-generating NADPH oxidase activator activity. The transcript is spliced from 7 exons. The record is from RefSeq and is a predicted model, not a curated record.